AUGUCUCGGUUGUUGUUGCUGUUGCUGCUGCUGUUACUGCUGCUGCUGUUGCUGUUUUGCUGCUGUGGCCCUCGGAACAGAAGCAGCAGUCAACAGCAGGAGCAGCAGCAACAGCGGCAGCAGCAACAGCAGCAGCAGCAGCAGCAGCAGCAACAGCAGCAGCAAGGAGACAGUUUCUCUAUCUCUUCUCUGUCUCCUGUCUCCUCUGGCGUGUUUGUGGGGAGCAGCAGCAGCAGCAGCAGCAGCAGCAAAGGAGACAAAAAAAAGGAGACAGAGGAGACAGAAAGAGAGACAGCAGGCAGCACAAGCAGCCCCCCAGCAACAACAGCAGCAGAAACACCACCAUCUCCUGCAGCAGCAAGUCCCUCUCCUGCUGCUGCUGCUGCUGCUGCUGUCUCUCCUGCUGCUGAAAUAGAAGACAAGAAGAGAGGGGGCCCUCUGUCUCUUAAAGCUGCGAGGAGCCUGCUGCUGCUGCUGCUGCUGCGCCACGGGUUCCUGCUGCAGCAGCAGAAGCACCAUUGUCUGCUGCUACGACAACAGCAGCAACAUCACCGUCUUCUGCUGCAGCAGCAACAUCUCCAUCUGCAGCAGCAGCAGCAGCACCACCACCACCACAACCACAACCACCACCACCACCAGCAGAAGCAGCAGCAGCAGCAGCAGCAGCAGCAGCAGCAGGGUUUGCUGCUGAAAUAG
Eimeria mitis is the source of this 696-nucleotide messenger RNA. RefSeq lists its product as uncharacterized. The transcript has 3 exons. The record is from RefSeq and is a predicted model, not a curated record. The coding region runs from base 1 to 696 and encodes 231 amino acids. Lineage: Eukaryota; Apicomplexa; Conoidasida; Eucoccidiorida; Eimeriidae.